AUGGAGGAAGAAGAGGUUGAGAUGUCUUUUUUUGCGGCUUUGCCUGAUGUAGCGGUCACGAUCGGCUCAACUGCGGUUUCUAUUAGAAACCGGAUCCAACGCGAACUAGACAAGACAGUCUUCUGCAAGUACAUCGCGUUUACAAACGUUCCUCCAAGUCUCCUCGAGGAUAGGAAGCGCCCUAUCUUCCCAAAGUCGACUCGGAUAUUCUACAAUCAUGAUACUAGGCAACUUCUCGUUAAGCUCGUCGCAACGCCUCAUGAAAUUGCAGAAAGAACACUUGAGUUUGGUGUGAACGCCGAGCUCCUCAGCAUGGGAUUGGCAACAUCGGUUGUCCUUACAGGAAGUGGUCGAAUUCGCGGUAACGCCUGCUCUAAGGAGCCCGACGGCACAUGGAGACAUAAGUCCCUCCCCGCUGGCAGAACGACGGAGUGGCCGUCUGUGGUAAUCGAGACUGGAGUUUCCGAAGGCUGGACGCAGUUGAAGAGAGACGCAGAAUGGUGGAUCAACAACUCUCAUGGACAAGUGAAACUAGUGAUCCUGAUUCGCGCCAAUAAAUCUCUACCCGAGAUCAAAUACGAGACUAUCAUCAGUGGCGCCCCCUCCCCGGCUCUUCGCAGUGGCCGCGUCAGAUACCAAUGCCUACCGCGGCAGUCGAUUGUGCAAUCCCGGCCCGUGAACCAGCCUGGGGCGCCUAUCACAACUGUUGGGGUAACCCCACUAGUCGUUAAGUUUGAUGAGAUAUUUCUUCGGCAACCAGCGCCACCCGAGCAUGACAUCCACGUGUCGCUGCAGUGGAUGGAACACAUUUCCAGGACCGUUUGGGCUGAACUUGGGAUCUGA
This is a messenger RNA of Penicillium riverlandense, 843 nucleotides long. RefSeq lists its product as uncharacterized. The transcript has a single exon. Lineage: Eukaryota; Fungi; Ascomycota; Eurotiomycetes; Eurotiales; Aspergillaceae. Bases 1 to 843 code for a protein of 280 amino acids. The record is from RefSeq and is a predicted model, not a curated record.